Chlamydomonas reinhardtii is the source of this 3227-nucleotide messenger RNA. RefSeq lists its product as uncharacterized. Gene Ontology annotation, cellular component: cytoplasm. Lineage: Eukaryota; Viridiplantae; Chlorophyta; Chlorophyceae; Chlamydomonadales; Chlamydomonadaceae. Bases 84 to 2717 code for a protein of 877 amino acids. Gene Ontology annotation, molecular function: DNA binding; hydrolase activity; ATP binding. The transcript has 18 exons. The record is from RefSeq and is a predicted model, not a curated record.
CUCAAACGCCUGUCGAAUCCAUAAGGUGGCACGCAACGGGCAGCUGAGAGUUAUUUACCCGCUUUUGCUGGCAGCCGCUCACCAUGCUGCGACCUUCCAUAGAGCCAUGUUGGACAGAUGCCUUAGUGCCGCUUGCGGCGCGAGGAGUGCUGCCGGGGCUGCCUCCGCUCUCCAGCCUUCGGCAUGCUGUGAGCGAUGCCCUUCCGCGCUCGGCUUCUAACUCAGCCAGCGAUGGCUCGGCGCUCGUAUUCCCCGCUUCAGCUCUAUUAGAGGCUGUUGAGGGCUGCGUGGAGUCGACCGCGGCCAUCCCCGCUCCCGCCCGGCCCGCCGCAUGCCUGUUCAUCGCCUCCCUGGCCAUGGAGCAACACGUCAAGGCGCAUAGCACCAAGGCCCGGCUGAUGAGGCUACCUCCCAUCAACAACAGCAAUGUCGGCGGUGGGAGGCAACCGGCGGCGGCGGGAGGGCUGCCGCCGCUGCGGCCGUACCAAGCGGAUGUCGUGGGCAUGGUGGCAUUCAGCUGGGGCCUGGCCCUGACCUCGCAGCUGCUGCUACUGCCACCGGCCGGAGGCACCGGUGCUGCAACGGCUGCCCAGGCUGCAGCAGCUGCUACUGCUUCGGAGCGCUACAGCCGUCUGGCUGACGACUGGGAGGGGAACUGGCUUGUGAUGGCGCGCACCGGCUCAGGCAAGACACGGAUGUUCAUCGAAAUCGCACGGGUGAUGGUGGAGUCCCGCAACCGUGAGCGCCGCCCCGGCAACGCCCCUGGCCUGGGCUGGGCGCUGGUGGUGGUGCUGGUGCCGCAAGCCAUCCUGACCACCCAGCACGCGGAGGAGUUCAAGGCUGCGAACCUAGCCAGCACGGAGGUGCGAGCUUUCUCGGGCGCCAAGAAGAAGCUGUCGCCGGACACCUGGCGCAGUGUGCUCAUGGACACAGGCCGCCUCACCCUCACCACGAACCGUGGAGUGUUGGGCGGGCAGCAGCAGCGGGCAGCCGGUGGCGGUGGUGGCGGCGGCGGCGGCAGGGGAAAUGUGGCGGUGGUGUGCACGGCGGAGUCGUUCGCCAACCUGCUGCGGCAGGGGGAGGCGACCAUGGAGCAGAUCGACCUGUUGGUGCUGGACGAGGCCCACCACUGCCACAAGACACACCCCUACGCCAAAAUUAUGGACGACUUCUAUCCCAAGCAGCCGGAGCCAGGGGCCGCGGCGGCGGCCGCACCUGCUGCUGCCGCUUUCAACGGCGGUAGCGGCGGUGCGAACGGCGGUGGCGGGGACGACAGCAGCAGUGCCUGCCGCCGGCCGCGGGUGCUGGGCGUGACGGCCUCGCCUGUGAGCGAACUGGAGAUGACCCUGUUGGACAAGGAGAUGUCGGCACUGCUGCGGCGGCUGGGUGACGCCCGCCUCUACGUCGUGCACGAGCAGCAGCUGCUGCCGGCGUCCGACACUGGCGGCGGGCCGGCAGUAGCAGGCGGCAGCGGUGCGGCUGCGGGGGUAGGUGGUGGUGGCGGCGGCUACAGCGCUGCGGAGCCGGAGCAGCUGGAGGUGCACGUGCAGGCGCGGCCCGUGGACCAGUGGGUGAUGCGGACCCUGCAGAACUUUGCAGUCAAGACGGCGGAGGACCGGCUGGGUGGCGACCUGCGGGCGCUGCAGCCGCACGGACAGGAGGCGGCAGACGACCUCUACAUGCUGACAGGGAGUUUGUACAAGGCAGUUCAGGGCGUGAAAGCGGCGAUGGCCAACCCCAAGGCAAAGGCCACCACAUACCUGGACACGCUGGGCCAGUGGCUGGCUCUGGGCAGGACAUUCGCGCAGCGCCACGUCUGCCCGGCGCUGGACGGCGUGUGCCACCUGUUGGACGUGCUGCGCAAGGCCGUGGAGCUGGUGGAGGAUGCGGGGCUGGAGGCGGGGCUGCCGUACCUGGCACGGAAGGUUACGGAGCUGGUGGCGGACGAGCACGGCGCUAGUGAAGCCGGCGGCUGUGGGGACGUGUCGGUGCGCGUGUCGGACCUGGCGCGCCAGCUGCUGGUGGAGGGCGGCGGGGAGCUGUGCCUGCUGCCGGCGGGCUUCGGGCAGACGUACGUGCGGUGCUGCUUCACGUCGGGGCAGCUGCAGGCGCGCACGCACCCAAAGUUCUGGGCCUUAAUGGAGUUCCUGCAGCGAUAUGACCGCACCGGCGGUGACGGCGGCAGCAGCAGCGUGUGCCACGGCAUCGUGUUUGUCAAGACCCGCCAGGCCGUGUUCCACGUGUCUGACAUGAUGCGCCGCACACAGCAGCUGGCGCACGUCGACGUCCUGGAGCUGGUGGGGCAGAACAACGCCGCCAGCAGCAGCAGCCGCGCCGGCGGCUCGCUGGCCGCGCAUCACGAGCGCCACGGCCGCGGCAUGACUGACGCGCAGCAACAGGAGGUGCUCCGGAUGUUCAAGGACCCCAGCGGCGCGCGCUGCAAGGUGCUGAUUGCCACCUCUGCGGGAGAGGAGGGUCUCGACGUGCCCAGCUGCGAGUUUGUGGUGCGCUACAACGCCGCCGCCACCGGCAUCCAGCUGUUGCAGAGCCGCGGCCGCGCGCGCAAGCAGCAGGCGGCGGUCUUCCUGGCCAUCCUGCAGGAGGCCACGCUGGACACGCACCUGCAUCAGAAGUCGCGGCUGGAGGAGGCGACCCUGAAGGCCUACUGCCAGCAGUACAGCGAGGCAAACCUCAAACGCAAAGCAGCAGCAGAGUAGAUAGGAUUUGCAUAAUCGCGCAUCUUGCAUGUGGAGGGCCGGAGGGGGCAAUCAGGGUAGUCCUCUAUUGUACAAGUGACUAUUACAUUAAAGAAUUGUAAAUGUGGUCUUGUGGCUGGUGAUCGAAGCAAAAGGCCAUUCAUGUACCGCAUGACCGCCAUUCACAUUUCACAACACGGGCGCCGUUUGAGCCUACUGACAAAGCGCACCGCUACAGCGCAUAACCGCCUUUCUUGGUGAUGUGCUUAAAAGCCGCAAGAAUGGGAAGUGGGGUUUAGGUUCGCGGCGCCGCCAGAUAAGGGCAGAGGUGCUGCUGAAUGGCGGGACUGCGGGAGGCGUCGGACUGCUGUCUGAGUGCUGGCAUUGAGUGGCUAGCAUUGCUGUAUGCCGCAUGCGGCAUGCCUUGGUUCGGGAGCCGACGAUGGAUGGGUGGGUAGGUGGAUGCCGGGCUGUCGUGCCCUCACACCGUCAAUUCGCAGUGGAUGCCAGGAUGCAUGUAACAAUUUCAAC